Sphaeroforma arctica JP610 is the source of this 1439-nucleotide messenger RNA. RefSeq lists its product as hypothetical. Gene Ontology annotation, cellular component: nucleus; cytosol; proteasome regulatory particle, lid subcomplex. Bases 154 to 1302 code for a protein of 382 amino acids. Gene Ontology annotation, molecular function: structural molecule activity. The record is from RefSeq and is a predicted model, not a curated record. Gene Ontology annotation, biological process: ubiquitin-dependent protein catabolic process. Lineage: Eukaryota; Ichthyosporea; Ichthyophonida. The transcript has 6 exons.
ACACCCACGACGACAGCAUCUCACGUACAUUUUAUAUACACUUACACAUAUAAUAUAUAUAUAUGUAUAAAUAUAUAAAUAUAUAUGUAUGUAUAUAUGUAUAUGUAUGUGUGCAUAAGUAUAUGUCUUUAAAUCUCAUAUAUAGUAGUCAUAAUGCCCGCAGACGUGAAAGCCUACCUCAGCGCACGCACUGGUACCCAUGCCAACGCAGCGAUCUAUCAAGAGUUCGAAAACCUGUACGAGCGCAAACUAUGGCAUCAAUUGACCGUAUUGCUACUGGAUGUAACCACAUCUGAGGACAUAAAAUCUGAUCUUAUACCUACAUACAAUGACUUUAUCAAUGCAUUUGAAUUGGAUAUGAACCCACUAUCACUGGUAGUAAUAUUGCAGAGAGUUGCGGCACAUAAGGGCAGCGAUAAGGAGGCCGCCGAGUUCUUAGUGUCCAAGAAAGAAACUGUAAAGACACACAAAGACGCGUCGUUGUCUCUAAGUCUGGCUAUAGGGCAGUACCAUCUGAAACAAAGCGACCUGACUGCCGUGAAGGCGAUCUUGGAGGGGGCCAGGCCCGAGGUAGAGAAUAAUGAUAUGGUUCCCUUGGACAUCAGAGGAGAAUUCUACGCACUCUCCUCCGGAUACGAGAAGCAACGAGGCAACUUCACCAACUACUACCGAGAUGCCCUACGCCAGUUGGGCUGUGUGAGUGACACUGCCGCACCCACGACCCUCUCCCCCACGGAACAGCAGAAAGAGGCGACUGACUUGGCUGUGGCUGCAUUGUUGUCUGAUGAUAUCUACAACUUUGGUGAGCUUCUGGCACAUCCAAUUCUCACGCGUUUGGAAGGGACUAAUGACGAGUGGGUGCUGCAGCUGAUUAGAGCCUUCAACGCCGGAGAUGUGGACGCGUACGAGAAGCUCCAGCCACAGUGGAUGACGCACAGUGACUUGGUUGCCAAUCUCAUCACAGUGCGUGGCAAGAUGUCUCUAACAGCGUUGGUCAAUUUAAUCUUCAAGCGACCGGUGGAUGGCCGCGUGAUCGCCUUCAAAGACAUUGCCGCUGCUGCGAAGAUUAGUGACAAUGAGGUUGAACUUCUGAUCAUGGCCGCUAUAUCGCGCAAGUUAAUCGAGGCGACUAUCGAUGGAGUUGCAGAGACCACGAGCGUGUUCUGGGUGCACCCGCGUGUAUUGGAUAGGGUACAGAUCGGCACUAUGGCCACAAAACUAGAACAAUGGGCCAAAUCAGUGGAGGGUACCAUUGCCACCACGAGCGCUCUGGAUGCCGACGCCGUCUUCAGAGAAGAGUAGUGUAUAUAUAGACAAGUGGUGUACUUUAUAGAAGGAACAUUAUCUCAGUGUGACCUUACUGACGCGCGGGUAGUAUCCGAGUGAGUGGUCUGUUUGAAAUGAUAAUAAAGUGUCUCUAUGCAGGACAUCGACCACGC